GUUUCACGGUGUCGCCGGACUUCUCACAUAGAUAAAGCUCAACGGUAUGAUCUUGCGUUCGACGCGGAUUGGUGUCCCUCACAGGCGUCUCAUCUUGGUGAGCGGAUAUGUCAAGCGAAAAGGCCAUCAAACUGUUUGACAUACGCUCGACGUUGACUCCACAAGCAUGGUCACCUCAUGUUUGGAGAACAAGAUUUGUGCUGAACUUCAAGAGACUACCCUAUGUUACGGAAUGGGUGGCAUACCCUGACAUCACCGAGGUGCUUACCGAAGUAGGCGCGCCACCGACACGCACGACAGAACCACUGUACACUCUACCGGCAAUUGUUGAUGCCAUGACUGAUUCGCCAGUCAUCAUAUCCGACUCAACCGCUAUCGCGGACUACCUCGAGGAUACAUAUCCAGAGCCAUCAAUCUAUCCUCAUGGUAGAGAAACUCAACUGUCGUAUGUUGCCAAGAUCGGGCAGUUGGUCGCGAUACCAAUGGCGUUUAUUGUCGUCCCAAAUACGAUGAAGAUACUGCCGCAAGGCCGUGAUGUGGAGUACUAUGUCGGCUCGAGGAAGGGAAUAUUCGGUAUCGACUUGGAUGAUAUGUACAACUCAAAGAACGAGGCGGAGAGAUGGCAGCAGCUGGAGGGAGGGCUCGAAGAGCUGUCUACCAUUGUGGAAACGAUUGAGCACGGAGAUCGAUGGCUGUUCGGGACGGCCGAAGGACCAGGGUACGCUGACUUUGUUCUUGCGGCUGCCUUCGUCUGGUUCAGAAACGCAGGCCCCGAAGAUGGGUGGGAGAGACUUAGAACCAUGAACGGCGGUAGAUGGGAGAGGUUCUUCAAGAGUGCCCUAGAAUACAUGCAAGUGUUGUAAAAUCACUCGGAUCGUAACACCAAUCGAGCAUGAUAAGUAUCGCAAAGCUAUACUCGUAUUCGUUACGUAGUUUCUAGCGAAGCCCUGUGGUCACGUAGACGCGUUCCAAAAC
This is a messenger RNA of Rhodofomes roseus, 975 nucleotides long. RefSeq lists its product as uncharacterized. The transcript is spliced from 3 exons. The record is from RefSeq and is a predicted model, not a curated record. Bases 108 to 863 code for a protein of 251 amino acids. NCBI's taxonomy places the organism in Eukaryota, Fungi, Basidiomycota, Agaricomycetes, Polyporales, Fomitopsidaceae.